Messenger RNA from Alternaria alternata, 1855 nucleotides. Its product is annotated as inhibitor of apoptosis repeat-containing protein. The coding region runs from base 134 to 1504 and encodes 456 amino acids. NCBI's taxonomy places the organism in Eukaryota, Fungi, Ascomycota, Dothideomycetes, Pleosporales, Pleosporaceae. The record is from RefSeq and is a predicted model, not a curated record. The transcript has a single exon.
UCUCAACCCACCCAUCCCACACCACUCCACAUCAGCAACACUUUAUUUGCGUGGUAACUCAGCCGCUGCUCUUGGAACACAAGGAAAAAGCACAUAAGAACAUCACAAAAGAUCUUCACGACAGCCAAACGCCAUGGACGCCGCGCUGGCAUCACUCCAGGCGCGUCUCGCGACCUUUGGAGGAGCAGCAACGACAACCAAGACGCGACGGACAAGCAGCAGGUCAAAAAAGGCAGGUGCAAAGUCAAAAGCAGCCGCAUGGCCACUCUCAUCACCCUCGGCACAAGAUCUUGCAUUUGCUGGUUUUGUCUGGAGGCCAACUACCGCCAGCCCAGACAAUGUACAAUGCUUCAGCUGCGAGUGCCAACUCGACGGCUGGGAGGAGUCAGACAUUCCCGCUUAUGAGCACGCCACACACUCACCUAGCUGCGGCUUUGCAGUCAUCGCUUGUAUCCGCCUGCGUGCCGGUGAUCCAGGCAGGACUGAAGAGGACCCAACAUCUGACGCGAUGGUGGCGGCGCGUCGCGACACGUUUGGCAAUAUGUGGCCUUUGGACACUAGCGCCGGCUACCCCUCAGUAGACCAGAUGGUCGCCGCUGGAUGGUUUUAUGACCCUUCCGACGAAACUCCAGACGGCGUCACAUGUCCAUAUUGCUCUCUGGCGUUAGACGCCUGGGACAUUGGCGAUGACCCGAACCAAGAGCACCGUAAACGCUCACCCGAGUGUCUCUUCUAUACCCUCUCCGAUAUCUACAACCCACCCGUUCCUGUCGCAAAGAAAGGCAAGCGCGCCUCGAAAGCUAAGCGUCCGUCAGCACGCUCAUCCACCGCGUCCACUACCAGCAAGAAGGCCACACGCGGCAAGAAGCGCACAAGUGAUGCUAUGGAAGACACAGAACUCUCUGAGGUGGCCCCGCAACCUGCGCGUGGCAAGAAGCGCAUGAGCGAUACUAUGGAGGACACACAAUUCUCCGAGGUUGUACAACCAGCGCCGAAGCGGGUUCGAUCUUCGAGCAUCGAGAGUUUCCCAAGCGACCUGCCAGUUGGAACGCCUAAGAAGACACCGACUCAGCCGCAUGACAACAUCAACUCAGAUUUCGAUAUGUCAAGCCUUCCCGCUGAUCUCAUGGUUGGCACUCCUAAGAGGACACCACCUCCCCACAGCGAAGCUGACGAUAUGGGCAACACUCAUGGCUGGGAGCCUGCCGACGUAGACAUGCUGUUUGCUUCUCAGGGAGAGGCCCAGGGUUUGAUGCAGGACAUUCUCAUCGAUGCCGGCCUGGACAAUAUCGAGACCGCUGGCUCCACACCUGAACAGAUCUACGACGCAGUCAUUGCAGGUCUGACAGAUCAUGAGAAGUCUAUGACUAUCGAACAAUGGGUUCUCUACAACGCGAAGCGAGGCGAGGAGAAACUGCGCAUGGCCUGCGAAAGACAAAUCAUGGCGUUUGAAGCAGAGGGACAACGUGCGAUGGCUGUCUUGGAGGCUAUCCCCUCAAUUUGAUUCCCCCACGCGUUUAGUGAGAUUUGUGGUACUUCGGAGUUCGGUCGCUUAUGAUACCCCGGCAUAUGGACAGGCGUUUGGACGUGUUGAAUUUCGACAAUGUUCUGUUUUUGCGUUUCUUGUUGUACUUUUCUGGUAGCCGCAUCCGCCCUCUGCCCUCUUUCUUGGGCUUAAGGUGAACCCACGGUCGUAGUUCCCGCAAGGGUUGACUCCUGUGGGGGAUCAGUCGUAGCCUAGGAGUAGGGCUGGGAUAGGCGAGGCAUGUUUGUUGUGGAGGAUGUUUGUGCGCCAUUGGGCUUUGUUGUUCUGUACUCUACGAGAUUACGUUGAAUGAAAAGAGACGUUUUGCAC